Messenger RNA from Macadamia integrifolia, 3150 nucleotides. Its product is annotated as Werner Syndrome-like exonuclease. Gene Ontology annotation, cellular component: cytoplasm; nucleus. The transcript is spliced from 2 exons. Lineage: Eukaryota; Viridiplantae; Streptophyta; Magnoliopsida; Proteales; Proteaceae. The record is from RefSeq and is a predicted model, not a curated record. Gene Ontology annotation, biological process: nucleobase-containing compound metabolic process. The coding region runs from base 84 to 656 and encodes 190 amino acids. Gene Ontology annotation, molecular function: 3'-5' exonuclease activity; nucleic acid binding.
UCUCUCUCUCUUGCUCGGUCUCUUAUACACACAAUGAGCUCGUUCGCUUUGCGUGUAUCUGCAACAAGAAAGAAGCAAGAACAAUGGCCUCCGUCUAUAAUACUUCUCAGCGUGAAUUGGAAGUCAUCUUCUUCGAAGACAACAUACUCGCCACCGUAACCCACAGCCCCUCCAUCGUAGACCAAUGGCUCUCAUUAAUCCAACGCAUCCAUUCCCGUCGUCUACACAGACUCAUCGUCGGCUUCGACGUCGAAUGGCGUCCGAACAGACACCGUGGCGCAACCAAUCCCGUCGCCGUUCUGCAACUAUGUGUUGGGCGGAGAUGCCUUAUCUUCCAGAUCCGCUACUCCCGGACCAUCCCUCAAUCUCUCACCUCUUUCCUCAACAACCAUGACUACACAUUCGUUGGGGUUGGAAUCAGGGGAGACGUCAACAAGCUUUACCAAGAUUAUGGGUUGUGGGUUACUCGCACGAUGGAUCUCCGUACUCUCGCUGCCCAAUCUCUGGAUAUGAAUGAGCUUAAGAGAGCUGGAUUGAAGACGCUGGCGUUGGUGGUUCUUGAUAAAGAAGUUGAGAAACCUCACUAUAUUACGAUGAGUAACUGGGAAAAUUUCCAUCUUAGCGAUGAUCAGUUACCUCUUGACACAAGUACAUGACAGUGGGAGUGGCCAAUGAAAGGGUGCAUGCUAGCAUCUUCAGCGCAGGGCAACAUGGUCUUAUUGCACAUGAUAUGUCUUGGCAUAGAUACAGGUCAGGAGGUAGCGUUCUUUCUUCCUAAACUUAGACAUCCAUUUUCAUGUAACUUGAGUACAAAAUUCAAUUUUUUUCUACCACAAAAAAAAAAUGAUAUAAAAUUUUUAAUAAUAACAUUAUAGGAAAAUAACUUAUUUUUAUAGGAAGACAAAGUUAAAAAUAUUUGUACCAUAUAUGGCAGUUUAGUUAGACGCUCAAACUUUCUAGAUACUUUGAUACUAAGGAAGUAUUUCUCAUUGGCUAAUAUUAACCAAUGCACAUCACAUUUUUUUUUUAUCUGACAUGUAAAAAUGUAUGUACAUCUACAUUUUAUUCUUUAUUUUUCUCUAAUUGAAGAUAAAAUUACGAAUAGAAAAUUCUCCAUCGGUAAACAUUCUUGCAAUUGAGUACACCCUAAAAUAUGCAUCCAUCAGGUUUUCCUCUAAAAAACAAAAGAAAAAAAUAUAAUAAAGAAGAAGUGAAUUUCUUUUCACCCAUUGUGAAUAGAUAAUUUAUUAAUGUUAAUCCAUAGGAUCUAAUCCUUAGAUUGGACCAUAAAUAGAUAUUUCAAACCUUUUAAAUAGGGAUAGAAGUUAAUGAUGACAUUCAUUAUUCCAUUCUAUAUGUCAUAUCACUUUGGUGAAGAAAUUUAAUGGUAUCUUCCCCUCACCCUAGGUUAGUGAUAGAAAAUUUCCUACAAAAAAAAUUUCCCCAUCAAUGAUAGGAUACCAAGGUGUGAAGAAUCACAAUCGAGUUGAACGAGGUCAAUUCAUCCAAUCCGGCUCAUCCAAUCUUUGUACAAAAAACCCUAAAUGGCGUUAAAAUGUCGAUUUCAAAGCUAGAUCGAUCCAAUUCUUGAUUCUGUGUUUUAAGGGUAAAAAAUUUUUACACCAUCAGCUAAAAUUUUAAACUACAUGCCGACACCCCUUUUAUGACCCAUAUAACUGUAGCAACUCCCGUAAGGUGAAGUGUAAUUAUUGUCCACCGGAGGCAUUAUUCAUGGCUACCACCAUGAUUUUGUGUGUGAGUCUCAUGUGUUCAUUCCUAUUAUUAAAAAAACAGAAGAAGAUGAGAUGAGGUUAUGUUGUAACUACUACUAACUGGUGACAGUUUUACGAAGGUAAAAAAGAAUAAAUUAUCCUUUUUUUUAAUACAUGGACAUGAAAAUGUGAGAAGCAAGAACACAAAAGUGGCCAUCCAUCAUCUUAUCUAUAGUUCUUGACAAACUUAAAGAGAAAAUUACAUUACAUAUAACACCCUCACACAAAUACAAACUAUAAUUAUAAAUACAAAGUUUUUUCUAAUUUGCUUCACAACCCAUUGUCCAUGGGACCCACCAGAGGGCCCACCUCAACCCAGAAAUCGAAUAUAACAGCCUGUAUUAAUUAGAUCUAUGAACACUACAUCUCACCUCUUUCCUCCUGUCUCUCUCUCUCUCUCUCUCUCUCUCUCUCUCUCUCUCUUCCUCCCUCAACUACACCCACCUCAUCACAACCCACAACCCAUAACCACAAGCUUCUUCUUCUUCUUCUUCUUCUGUUCGGUUCAGUUCAGAGAGAGAGAGACACCAUGAGCUCAAUCCUUGAGAGCUUUCAGAAGAGAAGCUUCUUUCCUUCCAGACCUGUCAAUGAAGACCUUCCUGUCUCUCAAAACAACCCAAAAGAGCAAGGCUUGCGUAGGAGGCUCUCAUCUAUAUCCCUAAGGAUCAACCCCAUUUCGUCCACUUCUGCUCUCAACUUUCUCCCCAGAUCUAAAUCAAUGUCGGCUAUAGGAGAAUCAGCCGGAGGAUCUAUAAGGAAAUGGUGGGACUGGGGAUGGGCUUGGAUCAAAAAGCCUGCAUUUGCUAAAGAUCUGGAGAUGAAUGAGGAAGAAACAGCCAUGUUAGGGUGCCAUAACAAAGGUAGCUGGAAACAUGUGUUCUAUAAGGUAAGAUCUGAGUUCAGAAAGCUUAUGGGUUCCAAUAAUGUUGGUUUACCUCAGACCUUCAGGUAUGAUUCUUACAGUUACUCUCAGAAUUUCGAUGAUGGCAAGAAGACUCAAGCCUAAUUAAUUAAACCCAUGAGAGGGUUUUGGCUGUUCAUGUUGAGAAAUUAAGAUCAAGAAUUAAUAGGGGUUCUCUGGUUUUCUUGAGUUAGUAUUUUUUUUUUUUAAUUAAUUUUUUUGUUAUAUUUGUUGAAUCGAUGGAGAUUAUUAAAUUUUUUUGAUUGAAGUCCAGUGAAUUGGGUUUGGCGGGAUAGAAUUAGAUGGUGAUGGUGGUGCACUACUCCUUGAAAAUGUAAUACUGAGGGAAUAACGUUGAGGAAGAGGAAGGUGAAGGUGGCGUGCAAGUUGGAUCUUAUGGCUCGGUUGUAAAUUACCAUAUAAUAUCGCAUUUCUACAUAAUCAUCUGUGUAGUAAAUAUUUUUCUUCUUUUCUUUA